Messenger RNA from Chionomys nivalis (European snow vole), 400 nucleotides. Its product is annotated as secretoglobin family 2A member 2-like. Gene Ontology annotation, biological process: androgen receptor signaling pathway. The transcript is spliced from 3 exons. The record is from RefSeq and is a predicted model, not a curated record. NCBI's taxonomy places the organism in Eukaryota, Metazoa, Chordata, Mammalia, Rodentia, Cricetidae. Bases 1 to 279 code for a protein of 92 amino acids.
AUGAAGCUGGUCCUAGUCUUCUUGCUGGCCGCCAUCCCCAUUUGCUGCUAUGCCAGUAGUUCUAAUUGCCAUGCAAUGGAUGAUGUCGUUGCACAGAUUAUUAACUCAUCAGUGUCUGUGGCUGAGUUUCAGGGACUGAUUAAGUCAUACGCACCUCUUCCUUAUGACGAAAAGGCUUUGGGCGAAGUGAAACAAUGUUUCCUAGACCAGUCUGAGGAGACUCUGGCCAAUUAUGGAGUGAUGAUGGAUGCUAUAUACGACAGUGAAGAUUGUCCAUAGUCUGCCUAAAAGUUCCACGAGAACUUUAGCUCACAGGAAUGAAGAGCUGAUACCAUAAUCGUAACUUUUCUUUCUUGACUUUAUCUUCCUGUCUAUAAAGUGCAAGACUAUGGUUGGAAUC